Prorocentrum cordatum is the source of this 1826-nucleotide messenger RNA. The record is from the annotation of a GenBank genome assembly. Lineage: Eukaryota; Dinophyceae; Prorocentrales; Prorocentraceae.
GGGGACCAUAGCGGACCGCUGGCCGAUGGGUAGUGAGGGGGUCCGUGGUCCCAGCGCAAGCCGUCGGGAGCAGCCUCGUGCGGUCCAGACCGCUUUGUUGGAGCUUUCCGAGGCCCCCCCACCCCACCCCCUUUCCUCCGAAGUACUCCUCCUCCUCCUCUUCGUCUUGCUGUAGGCCUCCUGAUGUCUUCGGGCAUCUUUUGGCUCAAGCGACUUGCCGGCUCACCGAUCAGACCUCACCGCAGGACCCUAUCUUGGAUACCGCAGUCCACACACACACUAUCCGUGCCGAGGGAUGCCCGCGCCAGCGCGCGGCUGCCUGUUGUACUGCAAUCUCCUGGCCCUGGGAGCCUACUCCAGCCUGCCAGCGAGGUCCUUGGCGCUCGGAGGUCGGGGCGAGCGCCGGUUGCGAGACGGAGGAUCUGGAGACGGUGACGGCACGUCUGCCCUGCAGGCUCAGCGGGAGGGCCAGGGCGCCGCGUACGACGUCAGACUGUCGUUCGUGAUCACCGGAUUCGACUACGCAUCGUUGGCAGGCUCCGAUGUGGCCACGGCAUCUCUGUCUACGAAGAUCGCCGACAGCAUCUGUGGGGCCAUCUUACUGCCAGCAGCCGACUGCCAGGUGACGCUGUCGGCAGGCACGGAACUGACGGGCAGCGUCAGAUCAAAGGACCCUUGCCACAGAGAGCGCGACAGCAAGGUGGUGGUGGAGGUCAUCAUCGCCCAAGGUUCCCUCAAAGACGCCGAGGCCAUCUCUGCCGAGAUCGAGGCGAACAAGGACUCAAUCACGUCCGGCCUGUUGCUGAGCACGAUCGGCGACACGCAGAUCAUGGAACACUUAAACGGGGUCGCCAUUAGCAUCCCAAACUACAUCGUCUCGAGCGAGGAGAACCACGAUUUCUCUCACCCUGGCCACGCGCAGACCAUGGACGGUGCCAGCCAGCAGGCCGCGGCAUCCGUGGCGCCGUUCGAUGGGGCCUCCGCGCAGGGCGACCCGCACCUCGCGAGCGUGACGGGGCAGAAGUUCGACGUCAACAUGCCCGGCAGCUACGUGCUGAUCAGGGUCCCCCAGGACCGCCGCCAGCCCUCCAAGCUGGAGAUGAAUGCCACCCUCCAGCCCAACGAGGGCAGCCCCUGCGGCCUCUACAUCAAGAGCGUCGAGCUCGGCGGCGAGUGGCUGGGCGGCCAGGUGGCGAGCGUCGUGCCGCUGCAGCGCAACGUCGAGGGCGAGAACGGCGCGGGCAACCGGACCCUCCGCCCGUUCUCCGUGCGGGUCCGGGGAGCCCCGCGGGGCGGCGCCCCGCGGGAGGCCUCGGGCGCGUACGAGCAGUGGGGGGACUUCCUCUCCCAGCCGGUGCGCAGCCUCUCCGGGCGCGUCCGCCUCGUCCCGGUGUGGCGGCAGGUGUACGCCGACGCCGACAGGACCGGGGGAGACGCAGGAAGCGCAGGCCUUCCAGUUCAAGAUCCAGGGCGACGGCCCGGAGCGAGUCGUCACGCUGGAGGUGUCGCAGGCGGCCCACCAGGCGCUCGACGUCCGCCUGGACGGCCUGCGUGGCCUCGGCUUCGAGCAGCUGGGCGGGCUCCUCGGCACGGAGGGGCACGAUCGCCAGCUGGAGCAGGCCGCGGACGCGUGCAAGACCUUCCGGGUGCGGGCCAAGCAGGGCAGGGUCGGGUCGCUGGUUGGCUCGGUCAUGACCGCCUCCUGGGGCGCGCCAUGAACUUCUGAUCUUCGUCCCACGAGGGUGUGGUAGAACGGUAGAUCACAUUGCCGUUUCGCAAUGCAGCCCCACGAAAAAGAGAGAUCGGCGUAACAUACACUUUCGGGG